AUGGCGAAGAUGUGCUCGGGAGGUGUCAUGACAGAGGACGGACAUGGCUGCUUCUUCAUCGUGCCGGUCGUCGUCAAUACUGGGGGCAGCGCUUACAAUCGCCCCAUCAUCAGCGACGUCCUCCUCAAGCACUUCUUCCCGAAGUUUGACCGAGAGCUGGACAACAUGGCAAAGGAGCAAGCCAUCAUGUACAACUUGGUGGGGCACGAGCUGGCAGAGGUGAUUGUCGAGUGUGAUGGCUUGGCUAGAAAUCUUCAGGGCAUGAGGGAAGACAAUAAGCACGAAGACUUCCUGCUUGACAUCUACUACAAUGAGACGGUGCAGCAGACAGCACGGGGCUUCAAGCAUGUGGGCGCCACGGUGGAUGGCAUCAAACGUGAAGUGGAUAGCAUGAUGCUUGACCCGAUGACAGAUUGGGGAGAGAGUUCCUUGCCGGUGCCUGCGCACUUGUGGAAAUUCCCACCCAAAUAG
Durusdinium trenchii is the source of this 471-nucleotide messenger RNA. NCBI's taxonomy places the organism in Eukaryota, Dinophyceae, Suessiales, Symbiodiniaceae. The record is from the annotation of a GenBank genome assembly.